CUCAGACACCGCAUCUGUGCUCCGUGCCAAGGGACUGUGCAGAGGCACUCGACACCCGCAAGGUGUGUGACACUGUCCCCGACUGGAGAGAUGAAGCUGCUCCUGCUACUGCUCCUCCUGCUGGGAGCUGUCUCUGCCCGCCACCUGGCGGACAAUGCCCCCCCUCCAGAGAGUCUGGACACCCAGGCCGACCUAAGCCAAGACCGGGACUGCUCCGGGGAGCAGAAGGGAGAGCUGGCACUGCAUAGGGAGGAGAUUCCACCAAGGGAAGAGGAGGCCGAAGCUUCUGACUGUCAAGAGACUUUUGAGGAUGAGGAUGACCUGGAUUCAGACCCUGCUGCCUCAGGGGACUUUGAGGGCCCCAAGGAAGAGGACACAGUUCAAUUGCAGGGCACUCCUAGGCGCUAUGUGUUUGUGAGGACGCCCCAGACAUUCUCCAGAGCUCAGAAAACGUGCAGGAAGAGGUACCGGGGCCACCUCGUUUCCAUCCACAACUUAAGAACCAAUAAUGAACUCAGCUGUUUGGCCAAUUGGGUUAACCAAAGCCAGGUCUGGAUAGGAGCGAUUCGAAGGCACUGGAUCCUGGGCAGAAAAUUUAAGUGGACAGAUAGGAGCAAUUGGAAUUUUGCACGCUGGGCCCCAGGACAGCCACGGAGAGGAAAAGGACGUUGUGUUGCCCUGAGCACCCAAGGGGGCCUUUGGAGGCGAGCUCCUUGCAAAAUUAAGCUGCCUUUCAUCUGCGCUGCAUAAGCCAGAGGUUCUGGUUCCAGUUCCAGCAGUUCCGGUUCCGGUCCCACCUCCCUGCCCUGGGGCUUCCUCCCUCUCUCUGUUCUGGGGCAGUUGGCUCCAUCGCUCAGCUUCUCCAUCAACCUA
This is a messenger RNA of Sorex araneus (European shrew), 873 nucleotides long. Its product is annotated as proteoglycan 3-like. Gene Ontology annotation, biological process: immune response. The transcript has 5 exons. The record is from RefSeq and is a predicted model, not a curated record. Bases 91 to 750 code for a protein of 219 amino acids. Lineage: Eukaryota; Metazoa; Chordata; Mammalia; Eulipotyphla; Soricidae.